This is a messenger RNA of Dovyalis caffra, 1443 nucleotides long. The record is from the annotation of a GenBank genome assembly. NCBI's taxonomy places the organism in Eukaryota, Viridiplantae, Streptophyta, Magnoliopsida, Malpighiales, Salicaceae.
AUGUUUAAGAACCAGCUGCAAGAACUUGCACAAAGAAGUUGUUUCAACCUCCCUUCUUAUGCUUGCAUUAGAGAAGGACCUGAUCAUGCUCCAAGAUUCAAAGCUUCUGUGAACUUUAAUGGGGAGAUCUUUGAAAGUCCAAGCUACUGCACUACAUUAAGACAGGCAGAGCAUGCAGCUGCUGAGAUUGCCCUUAAUGUUUUGUCUUCAAGGGGUCCUUCAAGGUCUCUAACAGCAAGAGUUCUUGAUGAGACUGGAAUUUACAAGAACCUACUUCAAGAAACUGCCCAUAGAGCUGGGCUUAACCUCCCUGUAUAUACCACUGUAAGAUCAGGUCCUGGUCAUGUCCCAAUUUUCACUUGUACUGUGGAGCUUGCUGGUAUGAAUUUCACAGGUGAGCCAGCAAAGACAAAGAAGCAAGCUGAGAAGAAUGCUGCUAUUGCAGCCUGGUCUGCUUUGAAAAGAUUUCCAAACUUGGAUUCCUUGAGUAGUAAAGAAGUAGGCACUCGUGAAGAACAAGAUCAAGCUGUUGUGGCAAAGGUAUUGUCAAAUUUCAGAUCCAAAGAUGAUGGUAAAUAUGCAAGAAAGAGGGAUCAUAACCAAGCAAGAAGAAGAAUGGUUAGGGGACACAGAGACAGUAUCUGUGCAUCAUCUUCCUCCGCCUCAAAUAACUCUCUACAGUAUCCACAUUGGAGGCUUCUGGAUCUUAUCUUGGAUUCUACCUUAGAUGGUUCAACAAAAAUGCAAAAGUCCUCCUUUAUGUCUCUCCUUCCUCCACCCCCACCUAGGACAACUUCAAAGAUUUUGCCACCAACCUCACAUACAGACAAUCAAUCUCUCUACACAUCAAAUAGGCCUAUUCCAAUACAAAUUUGGGGAAAAUCACAAGUUAAAGCACCUGAGAUUCCAGUUCCACUUGAAGAGCAUUUAAAGGAUGAAGAAGAAUGGUUAGGUAUUAAAUCAGAUGUCAUCAAGAAACCUGUUGAGAAGGAGAAUGCAAGCAGUUCAAGUUCUAGUCCUUAUGGUUCAAGUUCUAUUUACAGGCCCUUUCCUUUCUCCAAUACUGGGAAGCCAGUCACUUCCUUGCUUGAUAGCACUGGCCAGAAUGAAUCAACCCACAUCAGUGGCAGAAUUUUUGGGUCUACAAAUCUAUCUCCAAUGGCAUCAACUUCCAUCAAUACACCCUCAAAUACCCAUAUUCCAAGACCUAUGUUCACUGGUGGGUUUAACCCUCACAGGAUUGCACCAGCUGUUCAAAUAAGGUCAGUGAUUCCAGUUUGUGCAGCACCACCACCGCCAAUCAGACCCCCACAAGCAUCAUCAGCUACAAGUGCUCCUUCUUCUACCACUACUGGAGUAGCUGAGGUAUCAAUGCUCAACAAGACAGAGUCAAAUCAAACUCAACUGAGUUCUACUGAGUUCAAAAACAAGCUACAAUUAUGA